Molecule: messenger RNA, 6839 nt
Organism: Microdochium trichocladiopsis
Lineage: Eukaryota; Fungi; Ascomycota; Sordariomycetes; Xylariales; Microdochiaceae
Product: WD repeat and FYVE domain-containing protein
Exons: 15
Coding region: 23-6634 (2203 amino acids)
Molecular function (GO): protein binding
Source: RefSeq, a predicted model, not a curated record
CCUCGAUCUGUGCCGCAGUCUCAUGUCUUGUGGCUUCAACAACCUGGCUGAUGCACAAAAGCUUAUACUCAACUCAUCACCGCGCUCAUCCGACUUCUGCCUAGAAAUGACGGAUCGUUACACGGAUCCACCUUUCAUCCAAUUCGACCUGUCUCUCCAUGGCCAUUCGUCUAUAGAGCUUCCGAGCCUGGGACGAACUUUCCCACCUCAGCAGUCCGCUGGGUACACGUUUACAGCAUGGUUUCGAGUUGACAAGUUUGAUCCAAGCUGCCAUACCACGCUGUUUGGCGUGUUCGAUUCAACCCAGUCUUGCUUUCUGCUUGCAUACCUCGAGAAGGACACGCACAAUUUUAUUCUACAGACCUCAGUCCGGUCAAGUCGUCCAAGUGUUCGUUUCAAGUCGUUCACGUUCAAGGAGAAUAAAUGGUAUCACGUUGGCAUUGUCCACAGGCGGCCGAAAGCCCUUGUCGCGAGCAAGGCUGCCUUAUAUGUUAACGGCGAGUUUGUGGAACAGCUAAAGGCAGCCUACCCAUCUCAACCACCAUUGGCCAACAACAGCACGGAAAGUUUCGCCUCCUUCGGGUCGAGUAGCAAUAAGACAAUGCCCGUCCAAGCUUUUCUAGGAACGCCAAAGGACCUGUCUGCGGUCGUGGGUCCCGGCCUGGUCAAGUCGAAAUGGUCGCUCGCAAGCGCCCACGUCUUUGAGGACGUAUUGAGUGACGAGUUCCUGUCCGUGCCAAGCCGCCUUGGGCCGGGCUAUCAAGGAAACUUUCAGGAUUGUCUAGGGGCGUUCCAGACAUACAAGGCUUCCGCUGCUCUGGGCCUUCAGAACGAGCUGUUGAGCACGGGUAAAGAAGCGGAAUCAGACAUCAUGCGAGUAAUUCGUCAGAAAGCUGCCUACCUCAUUCCGGAGCAGCGGAUAAUGCUGAGCGUCAUGCCUUCAUCGAUAUUUCGAGAGACUCGUGGCUUUGGCGACUCGCAGCUUUUCCGAGCUCUGUCACGGGGACCUGCGCACACUCUGACGCAGAUGGUACUCAAGGCUGGUACUGGAGUUGCCAUCAACGCUGCACUGCCCUCCAUCAAUGACGCUCUUGUCCGGUCGGCUGGUGUCGCCAUCCUAGCGGGAAAUCCCAUUGUUGUCACGCCACAUUUGUUUGAUGAUGCACUGUGGCGACUGGCUGGUUUCACCCCGUUGGCGCUGAAGCUCAUAGACAGAGCUGACACGGUUGACGCACUGCUUCAAGCCGUGGAGAUGGUCUUCAAAUGUAUCAACUCCAGCUGGAGGAAUAGCGAGGCGAUGGAAAGCGCUGGCGGCUAUCAAAUCUUGGCCCUUCUGCUGCGGACCAAACUCGGGUUUACAACACCAAGUAGCAACCUCGCAACUUCGCGCCUGGAGCUCGAGAACGAUGAGAGAGACAAGUUGUGUUUCCGUCUGCUAAGUCUCGUGCUGGACUUUGUUGGAUACAAACAUCGCGACCCUCUGGAUUCAGUCAUCAUCAAUCCCUUGGCCUACCGGAUCUUGCUCGUGGACUUUGAUGGCUGGAGGAAGUGCACGCCCAUCAUCCAGGAACUUUACUAUAAGCAGUUUGUGUCCUUUGCCGUUCGGAGCAAGUACCACCAAUACAACAACCGGAGACUGCUCAGAAUGCGCAUUGUUAAGAGACUGCUCGAUGCGAUCAAGUCUGAACCAUUACCCGAAAACGUGGUGCAGUAUUUCAUGGGCGCCAUAGAGAGUCUUGUGAGAUGUGGCUAUAACACAGAGGUGCACCGGACCAUUGCUUUGUUCAUCACAUACGCAUUCCACACACCGUCACGAUCGUUGCCGCGGACACCCAAACCGGGAACGCCCGCCGGUACUUUGACCCCGACGACUGUGAUUCGGAGACCGACCCUCGAGAUCAACGGUGGUACCCAGGUUACCGUCGCCUUGUUGAAUCGCCGUCAAAUUGGCAUUCGAAUUUUGGAAAUGUACUGCCAGCUCUUGUGCGAGAAGGGCAACGACGCGAUUAUUCGGAAAUUUGCCAAGACAGUCACAAACAAGUGGUUGCUCUAUCUCCUGACGGAGGAUGAUGCCGAGAUUGUCGUGCACGGCAGCAAAAUCCUCGCGCGACUGCUCGUGGUUCACGGCUCAAGCUACAUUAGCAAGUUUGCCGGUAAGACCGGUGGCUUCUGCAUCAUGGCACACCGGCUGAAACGUUGGUGGAAUAUACCCGCGCUGUGGCCGAUAUGCUUCAGUCUACUAUUUGGGUACGAUGUUGCAGAAGUUGAUUUCGAGAAGAACUUCGACUUCUUCACGUUGAUCGAGUGUUUUGGGAACUGCAAAGUCAUGUAUCCUGAAGCACUGCCCAUUAUUACCGGGAUGCUAGAAGCCGGCCUCAAGGACAUCUUGCGGAAUCAAGAUGACCCGGAAUCGCCAUCUCCAGUGCCAUCUGCUAAAUCCCAGACGAGACCGGUCACAAGACCUCAUGCUCGGUCUAUGUCCUACCAGCGCGAUGUGGAUGUUCCAAAUCUGGCUCGCCUCGCUGUAGACCGACUUGAUGGCGAUUCUGCCAUUCUACAGACUGUCAUUCGCUUCACCACUGAUCUUUACACGCGAUCUGUUGACUUCCGAGAUUUUGCCUUAUCGUCGGACUACGUCCGGCUGCUGCUGGCAGCAUUAUACCCCGUUCUGGUCAACUCGGAUCCAGUCAGCCCAGAGACUGAGCUCAGCUCAGGCGACUCUGCCCUCACCUUUGAAGGUAAUGACGUGAUAAUAAGACCGGUUGGGAGCUCAGCCUCAGCCCGGCCGGUGAUCAGGACUGCCACGCCAGAGCCUGCUAAAGUCGCGCCUUCGACGGUCCAGCGAGGAUCGCAGCUACGCAAGGCAUCAUCGUACAUCCUCCUGACCGCUGGAGAACCGGCACAGCCGAGCUCUGCGAGAAUCAAUCACAUCAUGUCCCCCAAAAAGAAGAUCUCGGUGCAAAACCACACGCACGCCGCGCUGGAAGGGAUCUCAGAGCUCGUUAUCAACGUCUUCAUCGAUCAGCUUCUAGUCCGCAAGGAGUUUCCCGGCUUCGGUCUCUUCCUCAAAACACCACCAGGGUUCCAGGAACACCACGCAUACUUCUCGUCAUACAUCCUAAGAAAUACGAUCAGUCAUUUAUCUACCAGCAUCAAGUUUGACUGGAAAGUCCUCAGCGAACCAAGGGUCCUGACAAACAUGGCGCGCUUCAGCCUUCACAUGGUCGAAGCCAUAUUCGAAGGGUGGUUCAUGAAUGGGACCGAGGCCAUGUUGGAGUUUGCAGGCAUGCUGCUCGAACAUCUGCAGAAACCAGAGGUAUCGAAACAGAAGACGGUGAGGCUCUGCAGCCAGGCUGUAUCUACAAUCCGGGCUUCUUUCCUCAAAUUGGUGCUGCUGCGACUCUCUGAAGUCGAUGAGACGCACGUGUCGGAACUGGCCGCAAACUAUUCGAUGGAUAAAGUUCUCUACUGGUUACCAGUAGUUCUCGAGACGCUCACUGUCGAUGACGAUUACAUGAAGCUCUUCUGGUACCAGCUCUACACCAAGCUCAUUGACGAGAGGGAGCAAGUCAAAAUAGCUGCCAUCAAUGUCUGGAGGAUCAUGCUUGUGCAGAAGCCGGACGACUGCACAUCAUUGUUCCGCCUUCUAAUGAAUUCUGACCAGCUCCAGCUCACAAAGGACUUCCAGAAACUCACCGAGCUCGAUAAUGACGCAUUCAUGGAGUGGGCGGGGCAGAACCGCCCAUCACUUGAUGUGCUUUUCUUCACUGGCAUAUCAAAGGCUUGGGAAGACUUCGUGGGCGCGGAGAACCAACGCACUAAGGAUACCGCGCGAUCCAGACUCUCCAAGCGUCGUGACGUGCUGAGGCGCUGGCAUCUCGAGGCCCGAGGAUGGGAGAAUAUCAUGCUGAGGCACGACAUGGCCAAUUCGGCAUGGAUGAAAUCCAUUUAUAGCUCCGAGCACUUCAAACACCAGCGUUUUCUGCAGGACCAGCAAGACGACACCAUAUACUACACUGCUCAGUUUGGCAAGAUGGAACGAGACCUCAAGCGGCCAGGCGCAGUGUUGCAUGAUGGCGGAGCACGCAAGUGGAAACUGGACAGAACCGAGGGCCGAAACAGGAUGCGGUUGCGGCUCCUCCCGGACCUGGCAUCUCCCAAUGACCAGUCUUACCAACCAAAGCGAAGAACGACAGACCAGGCCCCUGCAUCGGCCCUCAAACUCAACACUUCUGUGCCACUGAUCAAAUCUAUCGGCUCGUCCAAGCCAGGCGAUGUCGCACGAGAGCCAGGGGUGGCCCCUGAGGAUGAUUUCGAGCUCAUUGACGACCCGAACGAUCCCAACGAAGCCGAAGAUGGAUUUGAGGACAAGAACAGAAGAGUCAUGCGUCGCCUGGCUCAUGGCGAUGUGGUACAGCAUGUCUACAACACUUCUCGGAUCAUUGGUCUAGAGGCGUGCGAGGGUAUCCUGCUUAUUGGGAAGACUGAGCUGUAUUUGAUGGACAAUUUCUUCCAGUGCGCUGACGGCGAGAUUGUUAAUGUCUGGGAAGCGCCGCCUGAGGAACGCGAUCCCUACUCGCAGAUAGUCACGGGUGCGAAGGCCAGCGAACGACGGUCAGCGAGCUCGACCCAGGAUUCGAGAAGCUGGCAUUGGCAUGACGUGGUCAGCCUGUCCAAGCGGCGAUUUCUCUUCAGAGAUGUCGCCGUCGAGAUCUUCUUCACGGAUGGCCGCAGCUACCUUUUGACAGCUCGCAACGCCAGUAUGCGGGACGAGAUGUUUGCCAAACUGAGUGCAAAGACCCCUCAUACUGCGGGCGCGAACCUGCUUCCGAAUCCUGAGGAUGCGUGGAGAUUGGAAUCACUCAAGGUCGUUGACGAUGCACCGCAGUCUCUAGGAUCCAAGUUUGGCAGCAUCUUCAACCAGAGCCCAUGGACACCGGUGAUGCGUCGUUGGCAGCGUGGAGAGAUCUCCAACUUCCACUACCUCAUGCUUGUGAACACAAUGGCCGGCCGCACUUUCAACGACUUAACACAGUACCCUGUCUUCCCGUGGAUCCUGGCAGACUACACAAGCGAGGAGCUCGAUCUCAGCAACCCAGCGACGUUCCGUGAUCUAUCAAAGCCGAUGGGCGCCCAGACCGCCAGACGACAGGCAGAUUACACCUCGCGGUAUAACAGUCUUGCCGAGAUUGGCGAGACGCCGUUCCACUACGGCACUCACUACUCGUCGGCCAUGAUUGUCGCAUCGUACCUCAUCCGUCUUCCGCCAUUCGUUCAAUCGUACAUACUACUGCAGGGCGGAUCAUUCGAUCACGCGGAUCGCCUUUUCUUCUCGAUCGAAGGCUCGUGGCGCUCUGCAGCGCAAGACAAUGGCUCAGAUGUCCGCGAGCUGAUUCCCGAGUUUUUCUGCCUGCCGGAUUUCCUUAGGAACGUCAACGAGUACAACUUUGGCGAGCGGCAAGGCUCGCGCGGGCGUGUCGACCACGUCGAAUUACCCCCGUGGGCGAAGGGCGACCCCAAGAUCUUCAUUGCCAAACACCGCGAAGCCCUGGAAUCCCCCCAGCACCUUCAUUCUUGGAUAGAUCUCAUCUUUGGGUAUAAGCAACUGGGUGAACUGGCUGUGGAGAACUUGAAUGUCUUCCACCAUCUCUCCUACUACGGAGCCAAGGAUCUCGACAACAUUACCGAUACCGACGAGAGGCAUGCAACCACAAGCAUCAUCCACAAUUUCGGCCAGACGCCACAUCAGGUCUUCACAAAAGCGCAUCCACCACGAGAGCACAUUGCAUUUCCUACCAAACCCAGCGAAUUCCUCGCCCGCAUGCCUCAUCCGAGUCGAGAGCGUGUAGCGAUGCUGGAGUUCUCCAAGAAAUACGACCGACUGAUCUGCUCGUCUCCAUUCCGGCUCAACCUGCCACCUUUGUACGACAAAUACCUGGAAUGGGGGUUUGCUGAUAACAGCAUUCGAUUCUUCUUCAAUGAGAACCGCCGCAGCGCCGGAGUGAACGAGAACCUACACAUCGGGCAAAUUUCCUGCGUCACAGUAGCUGGAUCCAAGACACUGAUAACGGCCGGGGAGGAUUGCGUCAUCCUUACACUUCCGGGGAAGCCGAUCGAUCUGCUGCAGCGGGCGGCUCUAACUGGCCACAAGACGCCCGUGACGACUAUUGCCGUCUCAAAGGCUUUCAGCACCCUGCUGACGGUUUCCCUGGACGGACAAGCUUUCCUGUGGGAUCUGAAUCGUCUGGACUUCAUCCGCAAGCUGCCGACCACGAGGACAGUCGAGUGUGCUCAGAUUAACGACAUACUACUGUGCUCGGGAUCGAAUGUUCUCAUGUACACCCUCAAUGGCGACUUGUUGUUGGAUCAGAAUCAUGAUGACUACGUACACUCUUGCGCAUUCUAUGAAGGGUCUGGAAACGAGUGGCUCCAGAACUUCCUCGUAUUUACAGGACACAAGCGUGGCCGUGUCAAUAUUUGGAAACGAUGGCUUGUCCGAAGACUCGAUCAUGCCGACACGGGUGCCAACACGGAAGCAGCAAUCACCUGCAUAACGCCGAUGCCCCAGAUGGUGUACACUGGCGAUGAUGAUGGCCGAGUGUACGAGUGGACCUUGAUCCAAAGAGAGAGGUAGCGUGCUUGCGAUUCACGGACAAGUGGUCGAGAUCGUCCACGACGGCGAUGCUGAGCGCGUCGAGAUCAUGAUGCGCCGUUUGAGACGGAGUGUCGAGCCAACGCCGGAGGGCUGAAGUACCACAUAUAGAUAACACAGAACCAACGACCCCGAGGUCUCCCUGACGAGUCGCGCACUUGCAAAAAUCAAUCAAGUGAAAAACAUU